AUGGGCGUUAACGAAAUACCGAAGCUAGCAACGGAUAUCUCACAGCGACGACAACUUCAUAUAUUCACCGAUGCUUCAAGUGUUACUCGCUCCAAUCAAAGGCAUGAAUAUACCACGACUAGAAUUACUUGCAAUGCUUACUGGGUAGGAGUUGCCAAUUGUUAUACAAUAAUUGAAAUUGCAAAAAUUAUCAGUUGUGCUGUGGUAGAAUUUAAAGUGCGCAUUGCACUAGAUACAAAAUCGAUCGGAGUUGCUAUUUACACUUUUCAUUCCGAUACAUCCCAUGUAAUUAUGACCCGUACCUUCGUUUGUCCAACCGAAAUUACUGCCUUUAGCGAUCGAUGUGCGGAGUUUCAGAAAUUAAACACAGAACUGAUUGCAUGUUCGUGCGAUUCACAUUUCUCACAUCUAGCAUGGAUUCAAACCCCACGUAGUGAAGGUGGUCUCGGUGACAUGAAGAUUCCAGUGCUUGCAGACUUUAAUAAAGAUAUAGCGAAUGCAUUCGGUGUCCUUGAUCAUGAAACAGGUAUCUCAUAUAGAGGUUUGUUCUUAAUCGAUCCAAGUGGUGAAAUCCGUCAUUCUCUCGUGAAUGAUCUUUCGGUUGGUCGUAGUGUGGAUGAAGCAUUUCGUACGCUAAAAGCCUUUCAGUUUGUGGAGAAACAUGGUGAAGUAUGUCCGGCAAACUGGUCCGAUGAUAAGCCAACAAUUAAGCCCGGCAUCAAGGAGUCCAAGGAGUAUUUCAAAAAGGUCGAUGGUCAUACAUAA
Messenger RNA from Brugia malayi, 765 nucleotides. RefSeq lists its product as uncharacterized. Gene Ontology annotation, molecular function: thioredoxin peroxidase activity. The transcript is spliced from 5 exons. The record is from RefSeq and is a predicted model, not a curated record. Bases 1 to 765 code for a protein of 254 amino acids. Gene Ontology annotation, biological process: hydrogen peroxide catabolic process; cell redox homeostasis; response to oxidative stress. NCBI's taxonomy places the organism in Eukaryota, Metazoa, Nematoda, Chromadorea, Rhabditida, Onchocercidae. Gene Ontology annotation, cellular component: mitochondrion; cytosol.